Molecule: messenger RNA, 2083 nt
Organism: Rhipicephalus microplus (southern cattle tick)
Lineage: Eukaryota; Metazoa; Arthropoda; Arachnida; Ixodida; Ixodidae
Product: fatty-acid amide hydrolase 2-A
Cellular component (GO): endomembrane system
Source: RefSeq, a predicted model, not a curated record
CAAGCGGCUUGUUAGUUUUGUUUGCAAGCUGUGCGCGCGUUGUACAGUUCUAGAGAGUAUGCUAUCUGCGAGAUAGUGCGAGUGGCUGCUAGGAUAUAUAGUAACACUCUCUGUGCACAUCCAGAGUGGUAUAGCUCGAAGUGAGGCACGUUUAUGUAUGCGGGUGCUUUCGUGCAGAACGCUGCCCGUGCAAUGGCUACCUUCUUUGGAAGUUGUCGUGAGCUGUUACUGGAACUGGGAAUAUACUUGUGGUGCACUGUAACGCGAAUGCUUUUUGCGUUGUGGUUCUACUGGAAAAAGCCUUUACAACUGCCACCUGUUACUGACAAGCUUCUUCUUCGUUCUGCUACAUCUCUUGCUGCCGACAGUUAAAAGCGUGGACCUUGUGUCGGCCUACAUCAGACGCAUCCGGGAGGUGCAGCCCGUCAUCAAUGCUGUCGUCGAGAAAAGAUUCGAAGAGGCUCUCAAAGAUGCCGAGGAAGUCGACAGACUGGUGGCAUCGGAAACCAUGAGCUCGAGCUAUAUGAGCAUAAAGAAGCCUCUGCUGGGGCUGCCAUUCACUGUCAAGAACAGCAUCGCCGUCAAAGGCUUGCGACAGGACGCGGGCUCCCUUUUCUGGCAUGGGCGACGUGCCGUCAAAGAUGCCCCAUGUGUGGCAAUGCUGCGGGAAGCCGGGGCCAUCCCGCUGGCGCUGACCAACGUGCCCGAGAUGUGCCUGUGGUGUGACUCAAAAAACCUGGUGGACGGUUGCACGCGGAACCCGCAUGACACACGACGGAGCCCAGGUGGAAGCAGUGGUGGAGAGGGAAGCCUCUUGGCAGCAGCUGGAUCUCUUAUUGGUCUGGGAACCGACCUCGGCGGAAGUGUGCGAAUACCAGCGGCCUACUGCGGAGUAUUUGGCCACAAGCCAACAACAGGAGUAGUGCCCAUCACUGGUCUUAUGCCCGAUGUGGGAGAAAACCUGGCUCAGUUUCUGUGCGUGGGACCCAUGGCCCGGUUCGCGGAAGACUUACCACUGAUGCUGAAAGUUCUGGCAGGAAGUGCCACUGACGUGUUUAGACUAAAUGAAAAGGUUAACCUUAAGAGCCUGAAGCUGUAUUACAUGGACACCGAAGGCAGCCUUUACAUCAGUCGCGUGACAACCGAUGCUCGUCAGGCUGUUAGACUGGUCAUUCAACACCUGAAGGUAGCACAUGGACUCGAGGCGCAGCGGCUGUGCUUGCCAGAGAUACGGUUUGGCAUGUACGUGCUCUCCAAGAUCUUCGGCAUCAAAGGGACCAAGCCCGUGGUCGAGAUGUACAGGCCCGGCGGGCUCAACCCGUUCGUCGAGCUGGUCUACUACCUGGUUGGGGCUGGUCGGCACACACUUGUCGCGUUAAUGGCGUCUUUCACAACGCUGAUUAGCCGCUUCCGUACGACGCAGGAGGGCGAAGCCGUACUCACUGCAAUAGAGAACACCCGCGACCGCUUCGAAGAAAUACUGGGGGACGACGGAGUUCUGAUCUUGCCAGCAGCCACAAGCGCUGCCCCAUUUCAGAAUCAGGAACUUCUAUUUCUCGAUGGAAUCAGCAUGACAGCUUUGUUUAAUCUGUUUAAGGUGCCCGCGACAGUGUGCCCUGUCAUGAAGUCGGCGGACAAUUUGCCCUUGUGUGUCCAGCUAGUCGCGAAGAGAGGAAACGACAGGCUAUGCCUCGCGGUUGCCAUGGAAAUAGAGAAGCGCUUUGGAGGGUCGGAUGAUUAUACAAGAAACUUCAAGAGUUAGCAAAAUAAAGCUUCAUGACCUGGCAGAGCACUCUUGGUGAGGGCUUUUGAAGAUACUUUACUUUUGAGGAAAGUGAUUUUGUGAAAGUGCUGCUCAGGCGAGAAAGGCUAGCGUGUGAAAUCCUUUUGUAUAUUUUACUGCGCAACUAAGGAAGCACAUGGUUCAAGUGUUCGUUAUUUCGACAAACACUUCCAUAUAUGUUGCCACGCUUGACACAAUUCUAGAAUGCUCUUAUCUAGAAACAGCGCGGAGAAACAUUUCCAAUUUUCGUCGUUUGUCUUACAAAAUGCCAGAAUAAAGGAGGUUGCGAUAUUUACAGAA